Quercus lobata is the source of this 1262-nucleotide messenger RNA. RefSeq names its product protein slowmo homolog. Gene Ontology annotation, cellular component: mitochondrial intermembrane space. The record is from RefSeq and is a predicted model, not a curated record. The transcript has 2 exons. NCBI's taxonomy places the organism in Eukaryota, Viridiplantae, Streptophyta, Magnoliopsida, Fagales, Fagaceae. Bases 489 to 1046 code for a protein of 185 amino acids.
AUAAUUGGAAACAAAAAUAUUUUGCUUGCUGAGAAAUUAAUCACAACCGUCAUCAAAAGGUCUCUCUCUUUCUCUCUCUGCGACUCUGUAGGGCUUUUGUUUCGUAGUCUGCAGCACCUGAACAGCCGUAACAACCCUCUGAGCCUUCGACGAUAGUUGCUGGAGUUCGUAUUUAGAACAUUGAGUACUCAGUGAUUAUAUGGUUAUUAUUUGGGGGGGGGGGGUUCCAAUUUGAAAGUGUGACUUGCCUCCUGAGCUGUCAUUGAUAGAAUGUUGCAAGUGAUCAAAGUAAUGGCUUCUUGCAUGUAGAUUGACAAAAUAUACAGAAAAAGAAAAAAGAAGGGGGUGCUUGUACAGUCCCGUUUGUAAGACCAAAAGCUUUUGGCACUGACUAAACCAAACUAUAUUUGAACAUUUGCUCUUACACCUUCAAUAGUGAGCUAACUUUUUGUUUCUUAUCUGGGUGAAGAGAAACAAUAAAGAACAUAAUGGUUAGAGCAUACACUCAAGAGCACGUUUACAGGCACCCUUGGGAGCGUGUAACUUCUGCAUCUUGGCGCAAAUUUGUUGACCCUGAGAACAAGCGAAUAUUAUCUCACAUUCUUGAAGUUGACACAUUGAACCGCAAGCUUGACCCUGAAUCUGGGAAGCUUUACACCACCCGUGCAAUUACUGUCCAUACCCCAGGGCCAUGGUUCAUUAGCAAAAUCAUUGGUCAGGAUAUCUGCCAUUGUGUUGAAUCAACGGUUGUGGAUGGCCAGUCACGGUCGAUGCAGCUCAGUUCACAAAAUAUCAGUCUCCAGAAGUUCGUAGAAGUGGUAGAGAAGAUUCGGUAUGAUCCACAUCCCGAUAAUCCAAAUGAGUGGACUAUUUGCCGACAGGAAACUAGCAUUCGGAUUAAGCCAUUGUCAGCACUGGCAUCAAUGGCAGAGAAGGUGGAGCAACGAUGUGCUGAAAGGUUUGUUCAAAACAGUGCUAAGGGUAGAGAAGUUAUGGAGAGGAUCUGCAAGUAUCUUGAAGCUGAAUCACGUGGAAUUUCACUGUGAUUCUAACUUCUCUACUUGUAAUUCUGGACUUUUAUUUUGUAGUUAUAGCUGUAAGGCUUGUAAGCUCUUUGGGAGUAUAUUAUAGCAAAAGAUUGUAGGAGUGUAAAACCAAGAAGGGUCCCUUCUGGAGCUGGAUACAAAUUUUGAAAUGCUAAAAUGUAUGUUGGGACAUGCAAUUCUGAUUCAUUUUCCCUUCUUCUUCUGAGGUUUAGAGUC